Condylostylus longicornis is the source of this 5481-nucleotide messenger RNA. RefSeq names its product NPC intracellular cholesterol transporter 1 (gene Npc1a). Bases 230 to 4255 code for a protein of 1341 amino acids. Lineage: Eukaryota; Metazoa; Arthropoda; Insecta; Diptera; Dolichopodidae. The transcript has 16 exons. Gene Ontology annotation, cellular component: membrane. Gene Ontology annotation, molecular function: lipid carrier activity. The record is from RefSeq and is a predicted model, not a curated record.
UUUUUUGCCUUUGGUAUAGAAAAAAAAUCUUGUUUGUAAUUUAAGAAUCAAGGAAAAAAAUUUUAAUAAAUUAAAUAUUUAAUAAAAUAUGAAGUGAAAAGUGAGCUUUUAAAAUUUUAUUAUAAAUUAAUAUUUGAAAAAAUUAAAAUUUUAUGUAUGUGUAUAAAGGAUAAAAUUCGGUUUUUUCGCGUCAAGAAAGUUCAUAUACAAUAUCUUGGAUUAAUGGAAAAUGGAAAAUAAUUUUAAAAGAAUUUUAAGAAUGCCUAAUAGUUUGGCAAUUUAUUUGUUUGCAGUUAGUUUUUUGUGCAUAAUUUCGUUUGGAUAUACACAGCAGAAUGAAGGUCAUUGUAUAUGGUUUGGUGUUUGUAAUGAUAGUGGAGGGAAAAAGCAAUAUUGUGAGUAUAAUGGAACUGCUAAGGCAUUACCAGAAGCUGGAGUAAAACUUUUACAAGAAAGAUGUCCUCAUCUAAUUAAUAAAAAUGGUCCUACAAAAGUUUGUUGUGAUACUGAACAAAUACAUAUUUUAAAUGACAAUGUUGAUUUAGCAGGAAAUUUUUUGGAACGAUGUCCUUCUUGUAUCGGAAAUUUAGUGAGACACAUAUGUGAUUUCACAUGCAUUCCAACUCAAUCACAAUUCAUGGAAGUUGUUAAAACAAAGAAUACUACUAUUGAAGAAGUAAAUGUUCAUUUAACAACAAGAUACUUAGAAAGAACAUAUUAUUCAUGUUCAAGGGUAACAUCACCAUCAACUGGAAAAUUAGCCUUGGAUAUUAUGUGUGGUGAUUAUGGUGCCUCCCGUUGUAGUCCAACAAAAUGGUUUCACUUUAUGGGGGAUACUGAUUUAAAUCCAUUUGUACCAUUUCAAAUUAACUAUAUAGCACACGCUCCAAAUAGUACAGAUGAUAAAACUAUUAUUCCACAUGAUCCUCCAACAGUACCAUGUAAUAAAGCAUUAAAUAUUAAGAAACAAGCCUGUGCUUGUAUAGAUUGUGAAGAAUCAUGUCCAAAACCACCACCUGAACCACCCAAACCAGAACCAUUUAGGUUCGCUGGAUUCGAUACGUAUACACUAAUCAUGGUUGUAGUAUUCUUAAUUGGCACACUUCUAUUUUUAAUGGGUGUUUGUUUGUUCCCAUCAAAGCCUGAAGACAGCGCGCUUAUUAACGAUUUUGAUGAAAAUCAUCUACAAGGAAGGGUUAGUCGCCGUUUAACAGCUAAUAGAAGUUUUGAAAUUGAUGCAGAACAGGAAGAUUCACCUUUACAAGCGAAUAGAGCCAACAUUUCGGCCGAUUCACGUACUAAUGAUGUUCAAAUGGACACCAUUGAUGGAAUUGAUGUUGAAGAGCUUGGUUAUUUUGAAAAAUUAGGUGCUAAUACAGAAAGUUUUUUAGAAAGUUUUUUCGAAAAAUGGGGAACAUUCUUUGCAACAUUCCCAAAAUCAACAUUAUUAGCUGGAGCUAUUAUUGUCAUUAUAUUUAGUACGGGUAUAAAAUAUUUGAAAAUAACAACAGAUCCAGUAGAACUUUGGGCAUCACCGUCAUCUAGAUCGAGAACUGAAAGAGAAUACUUUGACACAAAGUUUAGUCCGUUCUUCAGAGUAGAGCAGAUAAUAAUAAACGCAGUUGAUUUACCAAUUAUAACUCACAACACUUCUAAUGGAGCUCUAACUUUCGGGCCGGUAUUUGAUAAAAAUUUCUUAUUACAAGUUUAUGACCUGCAACAGUCUAUAAUGAAAAUCGGGGCCGACACUGGUAAUACAAUUGAAAAAAUAUGUUACGCUCCUUUAAUAUCCCCAUUUACGGAUCCAGUAGCACCGGAAAAUUGUGUUAUUCAAUCAAUUUGGGGCUAUUUUCAAGAUGAUUUGGACAAUUUUAAUUACACUGAUGAUGAGAAUGGAUUUCAAGUGAAUUACUUAGACACACUUAAUAAGUGCUUUGGAAAUGCUUACAACCCCGAUUGUUUGGGUGCGUACGGCGGGCCCAUAGAUCCAGCUAUAGCUUUAGGAGGUUUUCUAGAAAAAGGGGAACAACUUUCUGGCACAACUGAUUAUAAGAAAGCAACAGCUGUUAUAUUGACAUUCUUGGUUAAUAAUCAUCAUGACAAAAAUGAGAUAGGGAGCGCUUUAGAGUGGGAAAGUAAAUAUGUGGAAUUCAUGGAAGAUUAUAUAAAACAUAACAAAAGUGCAAACAUGAACAUUGCAUUCACAUCAGAACGAUCCAUUGAAGAUGAAUUAAAUAGAGAAUCGCAAUCAGACGUAUCAACAAUUCUAGUUUCGUAUUUAAUAAUGUUUGCAUAUAUAGCUAUAUCUCUUGGACAUGUUGAACAUCGAAGUAGAAUAUUUAUAGAUAGUAAAAUUACAUUGGGUGUUGGUGGGGUUGUUAUUGUUUUGACAUCAGUAAUAUCAUCGGUUGGUAUAUUUGGUUACGCAGGCGUACCAGCGACGUUAAUUAUAGUGGAAGUUAUACCGUUUCUUGUAUUGGCUGUAGGUGUUGAUAAUAUUUUUAUUUUGGUACAAACUUAUCAGAGAGAUGUUAGAAAGCCUAACGAAUCGCAUGAAGAACACAUUGGAAGGAUAUUAGGUAGAGUUGGGCCCUCCAUGUUAUUAACAUCAGUUAGCGAAAGUUGUUGUUUUUUCUUGGGUAGCUUGUCAGAUAUGCCAGCAGUGAAAGCAUUUGCUUUAUAUGCUGGUAUGGCGUUAUUAAUAGACUUUUUGUUACAAAUAACGUGUUUUGUUAGUUUAUUGACGUUGGAUACAAAGCGUCAAUAUGAAAAUCGUUAUGAUGUUUGUUGUUUUAUUCAAGGAAAGAAAGUGGAUACUGGGAUUCAAAGUGAAGGUUUACUAUUCAAAUUUUUCAAAUCUAUAUAUGUGCCUUUCUUAAUGAAGAAAUUUACUCGGGCUGCUGUUAUGAUAAUAUUCUUCGGCUGGCUAUGUUCAAGUAUAGCGAUAGCUCCUAAAAUUGAUAUUGGACUAAAUCAAGAACUUUCAAUGCCUGAGGAUAGCUUUGUUUUAACAUAUUUCAAAGCUUUGCAAGAAUAUUUAAGUAUCGGUCCUCCGAUGUAUUUUGUAUUAAAAGCCGGACUAAAUUUUUCAAAUACAGAACAUGCAAAUAUGGUUUGCAGUGGGCAAUAUUGUAAUAUUGACAGCUUACUUUCGCAAGUGUAUGUCGCUAGCAAGAGGCCAAAUGUUUCUUAUAUAGCACGGCCAGCAUCUAGUUGGAUUGACGAUUAUUACGAUUGGAGUGCUGCCAAAUCCUGUUGCAGAUAUUUUAAAAGUAACGAUAGCUUUUGUCCCCAUACAAAUAGCGCCUGUGAACCUUGUAAUAUUAAGAAGAAUGAAAUGAAUAGACCUAUUGCAACCGAGUUUGAAAAGUAUAUUCCAUACUUUUUACUCGACAAUCCAGAUGAACGUUGCGCAAAAGGUGGUCAUCCAUCUUAUGCCACUGGUGUUAAAUUCAAAGAAGAUCCGAAUACGAGGUUGUCUAUAGUGAAAUCAUCCUACUUUAUGUCAUACCAUACGAUAUUAAAAACAUCAUCUGACUAUUAUGAGGCAUUAAGGUCAGCAAGAAAAAUUAGUUCAAAUAUUACACAUACUAUUCAAACUAAUUUAUUGAAAAAGGGAGUUGAUCCACAAACAGUCCAACAAAUUGAAGUAUUUCCAUAUUCAGUAUUUUAUGUAUUUUACGAACAAUAUUUAACGAUGUGGCCAGAUACGUUACAAAGCAUGGGAAUUUCCGUAUUAGCAAUAUUUAUUGUUACAUUUAUAUUGAUGGGAUUUGAUAUACAUUCAUCAUUGGUUGUUGUUAUUACUAUUACCAUGAUUGUAAUAAAUUUAGGUGGUUUAAUGUAUUAUUGGAAUAUAUCUUUGAAUGCUGUAUCAUUGGUUAAUCUUGUAAUGGCUGUGGGUAUAUCAGUUGAAUUUUGCAGUCACUUGGUUCAUAGUUUUGGAGUUUCUAUGGAAACUUCAAGAAUAAAAAGAGCUGAAGAUUCACUUGCAAAAAUGGGUAGUUCUAUAUUUUCUGGUAUAACAUUAACGAAAUUCGGUGGAAUCUUAGUACUUGCAUUCGCAAAGAGUCAAAUCUUCCAAGUAUUUUAUUUUAGAAUGUACCUUGGAAUAGUUCUAUUUGGUGCAGCUCACGGCUUAAUAUUCUUACCAGUUUUAUUAAGCUAUAUAGGUGCACCAGUUAAUAAAGCUAAACUUGCAAGAGCUCAUCGACGAGAAUUAGAAAUGAGAGAAACUUCUGUUUCAACGUCGUGAUGUCUACCAUGUAAUAAAAAGCCGACGGAUGUUAUCCAUGAUGAAAUAGAACAUAACAAAAGAACCAAUUAUCAACUAUGUAGGAAUUUUAUACGUCAUAUGUAUCCUACUAAAGUUUAAAUUGUAAAAUUGUAUUUUAAUUUUUCGUAAAAGAAAAGCUAAAAACUGGUGUCGGAAUUGAAAUAUUUAUGAAUGUGAAUAAUUUUUAAGUUAGCUUCUGAGUUAUUUUGCUUUUUAUCUUUAAUAAAAUGAAGAUAGUAUCAUACCAAUAGUUAUAAGAAUUUUUAUAAAUGUACAUGUGAAAAUUGUUUAUUUAAAUAAAAUAAAAAGAAAAAAGGAAAAAAAAAAAAUUUAAUGUGUUAGAAAAUAAUACAUCCUAUAUACUUAAGUAAUUACUAGUUAUAUAAUACAAAUAAAAAGAAAAAUUAUGAAUAAUUUUCAUAUAUGUAGAUACAUAUUUAUAAAUAUAAAUUUAGAUUUUAAAAAUAAAUGUAAUUAUAUUUCUUGAAGAUAAAGAAAAAUUAUAAGAAAUUCUAAUUAAAUAUAGGUUUGUAUAUUAACAAUAGUAAAUAAUAUAUUAUAUAAAAAAACAGUUUCUCACACAAAAUGAAAUUUAAAAAGGAAAGGUUAAAACAAAAAAAGCAUAUAGAUUAGCUUAGUUUAAUAAUAAAUUAAAUAUAAAAUUAUAUGUAGAUAUAGAAAAUAUGUUUUUAGUAAAAGAAAAACAAAUUAAAACUAAAAAACACUUAAGAUAUUAAAUUUAAAGAAAAAAAAAAUGCUAUUUUUAAUUUAAAACAAAUUUUUUUAUGCAAUUUUUAAAAUGAUUGUAUGGAAAAAAUAAAUUGUUAUAUAUUUUUCUUGAAAAUGAUGUUUAACCUUAAAUGUAUUAUUGUAAAUUACUUUAAAUCAAAAAAGGUAUUUAAAAAAAGUAUAAAUUAAAAAAACAAAAUAAAGAAAUGAUCGAUUAUAUGUUCAAGACUACUUUAACUUGGACAUGGAUGAGGCCUUUUAAAACUUUACUAUAACAUUUAUAAAAAAAAAUUUCAAAUGUGAAUAAAUAAAUAUAAUUACUCUAUAUAUAAAAUAGUUUUAUUUUUCGUCAAUAAUAAAAAUUAUAAUUAAGUAUAUAAAAUAUGUUCAUGUGUGAAUUUCGCUUCAAGAAACUAGUAAUUAAAAGUAAAUUGAACUUCUUUGCCUUAGUGUAGUGGAUUGUGGUAAUAACUGCU